This is a messenger RNA of Neoarthrinium moseri, 921 nucleotides long. RefSeq lists its product as uncharacterized. NCBI's taxonomy places the organism in Eukaryota, Fungi, Ascomycota, Sordariomycetes, Amphisphaeriales, Apiosporaceae. The transcript has 2 exons. The coding region runs from base 1 to 921 and encodes 306 amino acids. The record is from RefSeq and is a predicted model, not a curated record.
AUGCGCACCAACAUAUUCUUGAGCCUUUAUCUGGCGUAUUUUGAGAUUGUUGUCUCGCAGCACGGAAACCCACGUCGUUCUUCAACAAGUAACUGGGAUGACGGACUCUCACUGGCGUCACCAACAUGGUACGAUCCCACGUCAGACAGCCCGGAUCCAUGGCAGUCUUACUUCUCAGACGGACAGACCUGGUCAGAGCCCUCGGAAACCACGACGGACUGGUCAGAUCCCUGGUUCAGCACCACGGACACUUUCUCCUGGUCUUACACCCAGGACUUCUCGAGCGUAGAAGAGACUCCCUUUCCGGAUCCAGCCAGUACAUGGGACCCCAACACAUCUUUUGAUUAUACAGACACGGCGAUAAGUACUCUAGACCCAGAGCCAACCCUUGGCCCGUGUUUGCAAGAUGACUGCAUGGAGGCUGCGAUGGAAUAUCCCAGCCAAUCGUUCGAGUUUUGCAUCGAAUACUUGGAAGCUGCGCCACCAGUACUUUCACCUCCGGUUCCUUACCCCCUAGAAGAGUCUUGCACACGGUUUGGAGCGGACAAUGCUCUGUCCAGCGUUUGUGAAUGUUUGCUCGUGCCUCCCACAUCAACUGGAGACGUUGGUCCUGCGACAACACUGUCUGAUCCAUGGGCGUACUCCUCAUCUUCGACACACAAGCGGAGGUCAUCGUCAACUCCAUGGGCAUAUCCACACCCACCUACUUCAUCCUAUGGAUGGGGCUCAACUAGCUCCACUGGAAAGGUUACUGUAACCAAGACGGUGACAACGACAGACUACAUUACGUACAUUUCUAGGUGCAGCACCCGGCCUCGGAGUAGCCAUUUCACUUUCCCAGACACUGUCACGGAGAUUUACACGCAGUACUACACGAUUGGGUGUCCAUUCACAGAAGCUACGAGUGAAAUUGCAGUGUAA